CUUCCAUUUCCAUUUCUUUAUAGUUUAUUCACACUUACACACACCUCAAGACUCAAGUCAGCUUGCUUCACAGUAUGUUGUUAUGUGUGGUGGGAACUUGAAAUACAUGCUUCAGGACAGGAAAGUUCCCUCUUUUAUUUGUUGUUUAAUUUAUCUAUUUAUACAUGGUUAAAUGUGAUAUCUUGAAACUAUACACUUUUGUGUUCUGUUUCUACCCCUGACAGGACAAACCGCAAUUUAAUUUGUCUCUGAAUCUGAAUUAGGAUUGUAAUGACUCUAUCUGUCUAUCAUGUAGCUAGAUAAUGAAUCAAGUCCCUUUUUUUUGACAGAGAUGGGAGCCACGCACACUCACGCACACACUGUUGAAACUUGAUAACGAUCCAAUUGGAGCUAAUCUUGUUGGCCCUGCUGCAGAGCCCACUUGAAGUUGCACAAGAACAUUGGGGGAUUUCCCUUGAAAAAUGGAGCCAGAGAGGAGAAAGGGCAAAACCCCAGCAGCAACCUCGCAAAACAACAAGAUCACCAGCACGGCCGUGUCUUACUCCGCAGCCAGCAACAUGAACAACUUCACUAGAACCAUGGCUCAGUACAAUGCGGAUGCACGAUUGAUGGCCGAGUUCGAGCAGUCGGGAGUAUCGGGUAAGUCUUUUAAUUACUCAAGAUCAGUUUCUCAUGCUCCCCACACUCCCAGCACCGAGGAGCAGAUGAUUGCUUACUUGUCUAGAAUCCAGAGGGGUGGUUUGGUGCAGCCCUUUGGUUGUAUGCUUGCUAUUAGAGAGCCUGGUUUUAGAAUCAUAGGCUAUAGUGAGAAUUGCUUCGAUAUGUUGGGGUUGAAGAGCAGUGCUGUAAUUAUUGAAUCUGGUCAGGGUCAGGGCCUGAUUGGUGUUGAUGCAAGAACCCUCUUCACCCCUAAUUCUAGGGCUUCAUUAGUUAAAGCUGUUACUUCAAGGGAAAUCUCUUUCUUGAAUCCAAUAUGGGUGCAUUCCAGGGGGAAUCAUAAGGGGUUUUAUGCAAUACUGCAUAGGAUUGAUGUGGGCAUUGUAAUUGAUUUGGAGCCUGCUCAUUCUGGUGAUCCUGCAAUGGUUCAUGCCGGCGCAGUUCAAUCACAGAAACUGGCUUUGAGGGCUAUUUCUCGAUUGCAGUCGCAUCCUGGUGGCGAUAUAGGAGCUUUGUGUGACACUGUGGUAGAAGAUGUUCAGAGGCUUACAGGGUAUGACAGGGUCAUGGUGUACAAGUUUCACGACGAUGAACAUGGUGAGGUUGUAUCGGAAAUUAGGCGGUCUGAUUUGGAUCCUUACUUAGGACUGCAUUAUCCUGCAACAGAUAUUCCCCAAGCGGCACGGUUCUUGUUUAAGCAAAACCGUGUUAGGAUGAUCUGUGACUGCAAUGCUCAGCCAGUCAAGAUUAUUCAAAGUGAGGAAUUGAAUCAGCCUCUUUGUUUGGUUAAUUCCACCAUCCGCUCGCCUCACGGAUGUCACACUCAGUACAUGGCUAAUAUGGGGUCGGUUGCUUCACUGACAAUGGCUGUUGUUGUCAACAAUGGCGAUUCCAUGAAGCUAUGGGGAUUGGUAGUUUGCCACCAUACAACGUCCAGGUACAUUGCCUUCCCUCUUAGGUAUGCUUGUGAGUUCCUUAUGCAAGCAUUCGGUCUGCAGCUUCAUAUGGAGCUUCAGUUAGCGUUACAAAUGGCUGAAAAGAAGAUCCUUCGGAUGCAAACUUUGUUAUGUGACAUGCUUCUCCGUGAUGCUCCUUUUGGGAUAGUGACUCAGUCUCCGAGCAUCAUGGAUCUUGUCAAGUGCGACGGCGCCGCGUUGUACUAUGGUGGGAAAUGUUGGCUCCUCGGGGUCACUCCAACUGAGGCACAGUUGAAAGACAUUGUCGAAUGGUUGCUUAAUAACCAUGGUGAUUCUACGGGGCUGAGCACUGAUUGUCUUUCUGAUGCUGGCUAUCCUGGAGGGGCCAUUUUAGGUGAUGCAGUUUGUGGCAUGGCUACAGCAAGGAUAACUCCAUCUGAUUUCCUGUUUUGGUUUCGAUCCCACACGGAAAAGGAGAUCAAGUGGGGGGGUGCCAAGCAUCGCCCAGAAGCCAAGGAUGAUGGUGCAACGAUGCACCCAAGAUCUUCAUUUAUAGCAUUUCUUGAAGUUGUUAAAAGCCGGAGUUUACAGUGGGAGACUGCAGAGAUCAAUGCGAUUCAUUCCUUGCAGCUUAUAAUGAGAGAUUCGCUUCAAGAGAGUGUUCCCAAGUCUGUGAUAUAUUCUCAGCCGAGCAACUACAAUGGGCAGCAGUUGGAUGAGCUAACUUCUGUGGCAGUUGAAAUGGUUCGGUUAAUUGAAACAGCUAUGGCUCCUAUCUUUGGAGUUGAUUUAUCCGGUUUGAUCAAUGGGUGGAAUGCUAAAAUGUGUGAGUUGACAGGGUUGAAUGUGUCCGAAGCUACUGGAAAGUCGCUCGUUAAAGAUGUUGUUCAUCAAGACUCUCGUGAAGUCGUCGAGACACUCUUGACCAGAGCUUUGCAAGGGAAGGAAGACAAGAAUGUGGAAGUUAAGAUGCUGAAGUUCGGGACGCACGCACCGAACUCGGUUGUAUACCUUCUGGCAAAUGCGUGCACCAGUCGAGACUGUCAAAACAACGUCGUAGGGGUGUGCUUUGUUGGUCAAGAUGUGACCACGGAGAAAAAAGUAACGGACAAAUUCAUACGUUUGCAAGGCGAUUACAAGGCGAUCAUUCAGAGCGUAAACCCUUUGAUUCCUCCCAUUUUUGCUUCGGACGAAAAUGCUUGCUGUUCUGAAUGGAAUGCAGUGAUGGAAAAGCUUACCGGUUGGUUCCGACAUGAGAUAAUCGGGAAAACGCUGCCCGGAGAAAUCUUCGGGAGCAUUUGUCCGCUGAAAAGCCAAGAUGUACUCACUAAGUUCAUGAUCCUUCUGUAUCGAGCCAUCAGUGGCCACAACACCGAAAAGCUUCCCUUUGGAUUUUUCGACAGGAAAGGCGAGUUUGUCGAGCUGUAUCUGACAGCGAAUAAACGAGUAGACGAGGAUGGGAAUGUAAUUGGGUGCUUAUGCUUCUUGCAGCUGAUGUCCGAGAAUCAAAACGAGUACAAGAAGGAAAGCGAACAUGUUUCGAAGGUUAAGGAGUUGGCUUACAUUAGGCAAGAAAUGCAAAAUCCGCUGAACGGGAUUCGCUUCACGCGUCAGCUCCUGCAAGGCUCGGUCAUAUCAGAUGAUCAGAAGCAGUUUGUCGAGGCUAAUGACGCCUGCGAAAGGCAGAUCUCAUCCAUCAUUGACGUCUCGCUUUUUGGGAGUUUAGAAGACGGCAAGAUGGAGUUGAAAAUGGACGAGUUCAUCUUGGGAAAUGUCGUCAAUGCAGUUGUUUGUCAAGCCAUGCUUCUGUUGAGAGAAAAGAAUCUGCAACUCAUCCACGACAUCCCCGAGCAGAUCAAGACACUCUGCGUAUACGGCGAUCAGAUCAAGCUUCAGCUCGCCCUUUCGGAUUUCUUGCUCAGCAUAGUCGAGCAUUCGCGUUCUCCCGAUGGUUGGGUGGAAAUUAAGGUCUCCCCGGGAUUGAAGAUGAUACAAGACGGAAACGAGUUUGUUCAUCUACAAUUCAGAAUGGCGCAUCCGGGCCAGGGUCUGCCAUCAUCUCUGAUCGAAGAAAUGUUCGGGGCGACGAGGAGCAGCGAGUGGACGUCGCAAGAAGGAGCUGCGCUGAACCUGUCUCUGAAGCUCAUUGGCAUGAUGAAGGGCAAUGCGAGGUACAUUAGGGAACAGAACAAAUGCUACUUCCUCGUAGAUGUCGAACUCAGAUCGUCGAAAUCUAGAUAGUCAUGCAUUCCCUGUUUAUUUACAGAUUUUGUUUGAGAUUUCUGUUGAAUGAUGUCGUCUGCUGUAUUUAUGUAUGUGCAAUAUAUAUAUAUAUAUAUAUAUAUACUUUUUAUGA
Molecule: messenger RNA, 3930 nt
Organism: Andrographis paniculata
Lineage: Eukaryota; Viridiplantae; Streptophyta; Magnoliopsida; Lamiales; Acanthaceae
Product: phytochrome E-like
Exons: 4
Coding region: 462-3815 (1117 amino acids)
Biological process (GO): detection of visible light; red, far-red light phototransduction; protein-tetrapyrrole linkage
Molecular function (GO): phosphorelay sensor kinase activity; photoreceptor activity; protein homodimerization activity
Source: RefSeq, a predicted model, not a curated record